This is a messenger RNA of Penicillium egyptiacum, 1614 nucleotides long. The record is from the annotation of a GenBank genome assembly. NCBI's taxonomy places the organism in Eukaryota, Fungi, Ascomycota, Eurotiomycetes, Eurotiales, Aspergillaceae.
AUGAGGGGAUGCCUCACAUGUCGUCUGCGCCAUCUCAAAUGUGACAAAUCCGGUUCGAAAUGUCUCCGCUGUCAACGCUCUGGCCGCGAAUGUGUGCCGGCCCCCGGCAAAUCUGAAGAGGUCUCUUUCCGACAUGGCCAGAACCCAUCCCUGCGAGGAAAGGGGCCUCCAAGAUAUGGCGAGAGUAAUCUCGCUUUCCCGGACGACCAGGUCUGGGUUGAUACCUCUUCCGACUUCGACUUCAAGGAUGAAACAAAUCAGACGGCAGCUGAAUACUAUGUUGUACCUGUGACAGGACAGGCGUCAGCUUCAACGUCGUCGUCUGAACCUUCGACACCUCCAUCUACAAUGGAUUCUGGUUUGGCGACUCCAAACCUCGUCAUUCCUGCUUACGCCGCAGGAUCGCAAUCGGGCUCGAGAUCGAAUUCAGUGAAUUCGCCACGUGCACGUACCACGCCCACGCCCAUCGGCCAGCCGAGGCUAUCCAAUGUCACUGAAGCCUUUCUAUUGCGGCAUUUUCAAAAGUACCUAGCGCCGUGGCUCGACGCAUUCAACCCUGAACGACACUUCGCAACAGACGUCAUCGAGCGCGCGACUCAAUCCCCAUUACUACUAUAUGCGUGUCUAGCAGUCUCAGCAUGUCACCUAUCCCGAACAACAAACUCCAUCGCCGGCGACGUCGCACACGCAUACCAUGAACGCUGUAUUUCAAUAAUGCUCCCAGUCCUCGACCAGCCGGAGUUCCUAAUCGGCAUUGAUAUCCUCCUCUCAUCAACAGUCAUUCUACGAUUUUUCGAAUCCAUCUCCACCCAUAGUCCCCCGAACGACCAACAACACCAUCUACUGGCCGGUUCUGUGUAUGUCGGCUCCCACGUGGACUCGGCUAUCUCCGGCGGACUCGCAUCGGCUUCGUUCUGGGCCUAUGUCAUUCAAGACAUUCAAUUCGCGCUCACGUACCAAAAAUGCCUUCGGCUAACAUUCGCCCCAUUCGAUGACCGCCUGCGACGAUGGUGGGCCGCCAAACCUGCCCUGAGCGACGGAGACUGGACAAACCGCGCUAUCUGGCUGUUGGCCGAGACUAUCGAUCUUUGUUAUAAUACUUCGGGCCGGAGCCAUGAUGCUAGAAUCGGGAGUGUCGGGGAGGUUGCGCUCAGACAUCGCAUUCUUGAGUGGGAGCUUGGUCGACCUGAUACAUUUGCGCCGUUGCAUCUUUCCCCGCCGGAUCCUGGGAGGGGCAAACCUUUUCCUGUUGCUUGGUAUACGAGCUUGUGGCAUGCUACUGCAAUUCAGCACAUCUGUCUCACUAAAUCCCUGAUGCUCAUCCGCGAACUCGAGUUUUACGAUCGGAGCAUGUUGCAUUUAGAGCAGCCCGCCAAAUUAAGGAAUGAUCUCGCAGAAACGCUUAAUUUUAUAUUCGGCAUCGCCGUGUCUGGCGACGACGAUCCUACAUUGCGUAUCACAGCUUGCCAUGCUCUCUUCGUUUGCACCUCAUGGGUUGAAGACCCUGUUGUCCAAAACUUGCUGAUUGAUCUUCUUCGCCGAUCAGAAAGGGAAGACGGCUGGCCGUGGGGAUAUAUGCACAAUCAAGUUGUGCAAGCAUGGAGGCCGAUAUAG